This is a messenger RNA of Chaetomium strumarium, 636 nucleotides long. RefSeq lists its product as uncharacterized. Bases 1 to 444 code for a protein of 147 amino acids. The transcript has 3 exons. The record is from RefSeq and is a predicted model, not a curated record. NCBI's taxonomy places the organism in Eukaryota, Fungi, Ascomycota, Sordariomycetes, Sordariales, Chaetomiaceae.
AUGUCUUCGAGAGGUCAGCCCAACCCCCCCGGCACCGACGUCCUCCUUAUAACGGUAAUGAGUAUACGCCAGAAAGAGGAGGCCACUAAGGCAAACCUCGCCCACAUGGAGCGGCAGCUCGCCGAAAUGCAACGAAAGAAUAAGUCUCCCUCUGAGAAGAACCCUAUAAAAAGAAGGAUCGCUAGACUCAGAACCGAGCGUGAUCAAUGGCCUGAGACCAUAGCGGACGUGCUCACGCACUGGCUGCUUUCUCUACCGUCAGAUCCUUCGGGCCCACUCCCCACCUUGCCUCAGGAGGUCAAGAACCAGAUUCCCGCGUCCCUUAGCAAUACUCGUAUCGCACGGAUCGAGCAGGAGGCCUAUAAAAAGAUCCAGGAGAAGAUGAAGGAGGAGGCCGCGCAUAACGCCCAGCGUAGCAGCCACAGCAGCAGGAGAUACGCCUAGCUUGCUUAGGAGAGCGAGGGUCUAGAACUCUCGAUACUGGUAGAGGUAGGAGGCGGAUGGCGGUGAUAGAAUGGAAGACGCCGUAGGUGGGAGUUCGUUGGCUUGCGAUGCCCGCCUAGGUACUGUAGGUAGAUACUUUAGUUGGAUCUAGAGUGGCAUAAGUAGAGUCGGAGCAGACCGGGGAUAAAGGGG